AAGGAGGAGCUGAUAGCAAGCAGAGGCUGCUGGAAGUGAGGAGCGCGCAGGAGGUGGCUGGAGUUGAUUGGAGUUAAUGUGAUUUGCCCCCGCCCGCCUCUCGCGCGCGCUCGUGCUCCCUCGUGCGCUCUGCUACUACUGCUGCUACUGCUGCUUUUUCCACUGCAAACUCCCGGAUGGAGCGCGUUUACGCACCGUGAUGGAAAAGAAUUAGAAAAAACUCAUAAUGCCUGAAGCUUCUGGAAGAAUGGGAAUAGCUGUGUAUAGCAACACUGUUUUACAUGUUUUCAGGCGCAAACCAGGGCUGCUGCUGCUUCAGUGUGCGCCGUUAUGAGCCCCAGCUCGAGGGGUCGUUACACUAUGAGCAGAGGAGCAGCUCUCUAGAGGCCAGGCCUGACCCAGUCUGGACCUUCCCUACAACAGCCUGGACCACAGAGCAGAACUGAGAGAGCAGAGAAGCACAGAGCAGCUCAGGCUGGACUGAACAGCUGGACAUGCAGACAGACUCUGACUGGAGUGAUUUCAUCACAUCAUCAUCAUCAUUAUCACUGCUGAAGAGGACCUGCAUGAAUGAGUAAAGCAAGAGCAUUUCCUCUCCGCUCAAAAUAUUCUGGGGAACAUGACCCACUCCUGGCCUUCCCAGCAGCCCCCAGGGGGAGGGGGCACUGAGCGAUUUCUGUAUUCGGAUUCCAAGGAGGGGAAACGACACAGCUCUCAGCAUAAACACGUGAGGGAUAAUGCAUCUUUCAGGAUGCCACGUGUGGCCCCUCACAAAUCCAUGCUCGCUGAUGACCUGAAGCUCAGCAGUGACGAGGAUGACGGUGACAAGGGGCAUCAGCAGAUUUCUUCCUGGGCUGAUCAUCACAACCUGUCGGGGCAGCGCACACACAUACAUGGCGGGAGGGCGAGACAUUCCAGCUCGGGCUCCUCAGGAUCUGAUUCCUCCAGUGAGUCAGAGAGCAGUAGCCAGCGGUCGCUCAGCCCGAGCCCACGAGCGCACAGCCAGCCUGGAGCAGCCAGCCAAGCACAGCCUGGCACCUGCAGCAAAGAGGACCCAUCCUUCACACACUGGCAACUGAAUACGUGGCUUGAGAAAGUUCAAAGGAACCGACACUCAGUUGACCACGACCUGGGAGGAGGUCAGAGCUCCAGUGUGACUUUUGACUCUGGUCGAGGACCAUCUCCAGGAAGGUACUGGGAGAGAGACUCCAACCCUGUGGCAAGACGGGACCGCAGCCCAAGCCAAAGCCCUGUCCCCAGCCCCAGGUUUGACUACAGCCCGAGGCACAGUCCUCGUUCCAGCCCUGGAUAUAGCCCUUGUCCAAGUCCAGGAAACAGUCCAGUGCCAAGCCCAGUACCAAGUGUUUGCCCCAGCCCAGGUGCCAGCCUAAGAGGAAGCAGAAGCCCUAGCCCUUUACCCCCUCACCCGCCGAAAAGCCCUAGUCCUACUGUUGUUUCUGCUCCUGCCCCUCAAAGACUAAACUCUUAUCCUCAGGGUUCUACUCAUCACCAGGAAAGCCCCAGGCGUCCUACACAACCAACGCAUACCUCCAGUCCUGUGCGUCAGCCUAAAGUUAGGCCAUGGGUGCCUCCAGACCAUAACACUGAACGUAUUACUGACUCUAGACUAUCUGCUCUCCAGCACCAUCAUUCCAAACAUAAAGAGACUCCACACAGGCCCAAAACCCAGAGCAUUGACUCUAGAAUCAAAUCCAGGUCAAGUCCCGUUCCAAACUCAGAUCCACAGCAUCACUCUCAGGCCAGCUCCAAGCCACACCACAGUCCUAAACCAAAAGCUAGGCAAUUGUCUUCCACUGACCCCAAUACUGAGCGUAGCCAUAGCCAUAGACCUGGUGAUCCCAGGAGCAAAUUUAACCAGAGUUCAAACUCCAAGCCAAAACACAGCCCUGCAUCCAAAUCCAAGCACUUAGUCCCCUCUGAGUCAAGCAGUGGCUCUUUCCACAGUUCCAGCUCUAGGCCUCCACCUAGACCUGACCCACAGACUUCAGCUAGGCCAAACUCAAAGCCUAACUCUAGACGCAGCCCUAGUCCAAAACCCAAUCCAAAGUCCAGAGAGGCACCAGCGCCCAACGCCAGGCCAUCUCAGAAGGAGCAUAAGAGCAGAGAGAGAGAGCAGGAGGGUCACGGUCACGGGAAGGCACAGGGUGGUCCCCAGGCCCAGGCUGCAGAAGCUCAGAGACAGGGUAGGCUGGCGGAGGAGCAGUUGAUCCGGCGCCGCUGGGUCCGCAGCUCUGAGGACGAAGAAGAGGAGGACGAGGAGAGGAGUAGAAGAAGAAGAGAAGGUGAAGAGAGGGAGAGAAAGAGGAGGAGGAGGAAGGAGCCAAAUGCUGAAUGGAAGGCGGUACAGCCCAAGCAGAGACCUCACACCAACAGCCAGCAUCACCAGCAAAGCGAACGCAGCAACGGACAAGAGCGUGAGGAGCAGAGGACGAAGAAGAGGAGGAGAAGCAGUGAGGAGUCCUCCCACGCAGGAGUCAUAGACUCCAACCCUUCUCCUCCACUCUCUCCACCCUCCCCCUCACAGGUCGUCCGCCCUCCACGGCCACCUUCUUCCUCUUCGUCCUCUUCUUCUUCCUCCUCUUCUUCUUCGUCGUCUUCUUCAGAAUCAGACUCUGAGCCAAGUUUGCCCCAGAAUGUCGCCAAAGUCCCUGCAGACUCUACAUCCAGCAAGCGACCAGCGGAAAAAAAACGGAGACAUCACGACUCGAGACCCUCAGAGACGAGGUCCAGUGUAGCAGACCCCUCCAGGACAAGUGAAACAUCUCCUGACGAAGGUCAGCAGCGUCGGAGAAAACAUAAACUUUACACCUUGGUGCCAUUUGGCCGCACAGAGAAGUCCACUGCUUACUCACACCGAGGACUGAGGAAUCUAGUAGUGAAGAUAGACCUCUCACUUUUAGCCAGAGUUCCCAGUGCUAGUGAAGUCUCGCAAAGACGUUCUUCAUCUUCAUCCUCCUCUUCUUUGCCAGCUAAAAUGAAAGAAAAAGCAUCCAUGAGACAUCUGUACCAGCAGGAGCAGGAGCCUGGAGAUGCCAGGUGUAAACGGAAGGCUGAGAAUGGAGAGGCUCAAAGAGACAGUAAGAGAAGCCAUUUUCACACAGACAAACCCCCAGCUCCCUCACACUCAGCCAGCGGUGAACACCAAGAGAGCCGAUCCAGCAGCAAGCAAAAUGGACAUCAUGAGGACUAUUUUUACACCAAGAGGCCACUGUCGCCACUCUCUCCUCCAUCUGCUGUGAAGACGCAGCAUGCAGAUCAGCAGACCACACACCCCCAGAGAGACUCCACAGUAAAAAAAUCACAGAUGCCAAGGGCUCAGCCAAAGAUAGAGGCUGAGUGUACUGGAGCACCAGGAAAUAUGCAGCCUCCAUCUGGCUCAUGGGUGCCAUCUACAAACCAGCCAGCUUACUACAGAGGAACCGUGCCUUACACUGAUGUUUCACACCAUGCUGAAUACUACAUGCACGAGGCCAAGAGGCUGAAACAUCGAGCAGAUGCUAUGGUGGAUAAACUGGGGAAGGCUGUGAAUUACGUGGAUGCUGCUCUUUCGUUUAUGGAGUGUGGUAAAGCCAUGGAGGAAGGCCCUCUGGAGGCUAAGUCCCCUUAUACCAUGUAUGCAGAAACUGUGGAGUUAAUAAGAUACGCUAUGAGGCUAAAGAGUCACACAGGCCCUGGAGCCAGGCAGGAGGACAAGCAGCUUGCUGUACUUUGUUUCCGUUGUCUUGCUCUACUGUACUGGCAAAUGUUCCGACUGAAAAAAGACAACGCCCUGAAAUACUCCAAAGCCCUGCUAGACUACUUCAAGAGUUCUCCAAAAGUGCCUCACACAGGACCUACCUGGAAUGAUGCUACAAAGGGAAUUGUACCUCCUACUUGCAAGUCCCCUGUUGGUUUAAUAGGGUCCCAACCAGGCAGCUCUCCCCCCUCCCCUUUCAUUAACAUUCCCCACCGUAUCCACCAGAUGGCAGCAAACCACCUCAAUAUUACCAACAGCGUGCUUUACAGUUACGAGUACUGGGAGGUGGCUGACACCUUGGCCAAGGAAAACAAAGAGUUCUUUAACUACUUGAACACCCUCACUGGACCACUGACUCUGCACAGCAGCAUGGCCCAUAUAGUCCAGUACACCAGACAGGGACUACAGUGGAUACGGAUUAGUGCCAACUUGUCCUAACUUUAACACUCAGCCUCUGCUCUGACACAGAAUCCCUGGACUUGAACCUACUAUGUUCCCUAACCUGGACUAUUCCCUCCGGUCAAUUUUAUCUCCCACUCUUUGCUGCAAAUCCAGUUCAGUUUUCUAUUCAUAAAGCUUUAACAUCCACAUUGGCAUAUCUUUCAACAACAGUCCCAUACGCAUAGUAUGAUAGAGCAGUGUUUCCCAGCUCCCCUCCUGAAGGCCCAGCGCAGUUUUAUAAUUUACCUGCUUGAACUGAUUCAGCCUAGGCAGGACUUCCUAUUGAACUAUAAAUGUGACUCAGAUGCAGAUGAAACAUAAAACUAAUGGACGAAUCUGGGAAACACUAUAAUAAAAGACUUCAGGGACUCUGGGGGAGAGUGCAAGAGAGCUACAGGUUGAGAAAGCUGGUCUUGCUAACUUUUCCUUACUACAGGUAAGAGACAUUAGGGAAUCUUUUGAAGUGUGCAGGCUCUUUCACAGAUUUCAUUUUCUGUAUUUAAGUAAAGAAGGCAUUAAAAAUAAUGUGUCUCUCCGUUUUCUACACAUUUGUACUUUUGUACAAAAGGAACUUUGCCAAAUGUGCCACAUUUUUAUAGUAAAUAAUUAUUCAUUUUUAUACUUCAAACAGCAUGGUAUUGUACCAUGUUGACUGAUGUGGCUUUAAAUAGUGAAGUGUUUUAUUUUUGGGUAGCUCUCAUACAGAUAACACCAAUGUGACCAGGACUCUUGUUUAAGUUUUCAUAUUUUUGUAAAAUGUUGUCAGUGCAUUUGUAUUGUAUUUUAAAGGCAUUGUAAAUGUGAUCAUUGUGUGUUUUUUUAAGAAUGAUUUUUUAUAAAGGUUUUUGUGCA
This is a messenger RNA of Astyanax mexicanus (Mexican tetra), 5050 nucleotides long. It is a transcript of the gene aff3, whose product is annotated as AF4/FMR2 family, member 3. The record is from RefSeq and is a predicted model, not a curated record. Lineage: Eukaryota; Metazoa; Chordata; Actinopteri; Characiformes; Acestrorhamphidae. Gene Ontology annotation, biological process: regulation of gene expression. Bases 620 to 4195 code for a protein of 1191 amino acids. The transcript has 20 exons. Gene Ontology annotation, cellular component: super elongation complex; nucleus.